This is a messenger RNA of Stomoxys calcitrans (stable fly), 441 nucleotides long. Its product is annotated as larval cuticle protein 2-like. Lineage: Eukaryota; Metazoa; Arthropoda; Insecta; Diptera; Muscidae. Bases 40 to 417 code for a protein of 125 amino acids. Gene Ontology annotation, molecular function: structural constituent of chitin-based larval cuticle. The record is from RefSeq and is a predicted model, not a curated record. The transcript is spliced from 2 exons. Gene Ontology annotation, cellular component: chitin-based extracellular matrix.
AACAGUUUAUUAAACCAAGUUCGCUAAACCAUAUAAAAAAUGUUUAAAUUCCUCUGCUUAGCCACUCUUGUAGCCUUUGCUGCCGCUGCUGGUCAUGGUAGUGAUGAUGAUGUACAUGCUGAAGUUAAGCAAUUAAAAUCUGAUGUCCGUCACGAUGGCUUCGAUAUUGCUCUGGAAACUUCCAAUCACAUCAGUCAACAUGCUUCGGGUGAUGAACAUGGCAACAUUCAUGGCUCCUAUGAAUAUCUCACCCCUGAAGGUGAACACAUCAAGGUGGACUAUGUGGCCGAUGAGAAUGGCUAUCAUCCCGAAAGUGCUGUCUUGCCCACACCACCCCCAGUGCCAGCUCACAUCUUGAAGGCCAUCGAAUAUAUUCGUGCCCAUCCCCCCAAGGAAGAGAAGGGAUCCCAUCAUUAGUAAGUUGAGUUAUGUGCGAUGGGG